ACCAAACAACCCACCAAAAUGACCCCCCUUGCCCCCCUCGCCCCCCCCGCAAUCCGCAGCAAAAUCGACCUCCUCAUCACCAACCUGAUCAACAUCCACGACCCCACCGGCGAAUUCCUCCUCCACUUGCCGGACGGCCGCAUCAUCGACACCAAAUCCUGGCACGGCUGGGAAUGGACACACGGGGUGGGGUUAUACGGGAUCUGGAAAUACUACGAGCUCACGGGGUCGGCCACGCACCUGCAGAUCAUCAAGGACUGGUUCGCGGCGCGGUUCGCCGAGGGCGGCACGACGAAGAACAUCAACACGAUGGCCGUGUUUCUGUCGCUGGCGCACCUCUACGAGACCACCCGCGACGUCACCUACCUCCCCUGGCUGGACGCCUGGGCCGAGUGGGCGAUGCACGAGCUGCCGCGCACGCGCCACGGCGGCAUGCAGCAUAUCACCUACCUGACGGACAACCACGAGCAGCUGUGGGACGACACGCUGAUGAUGACCGUCAUGCCGCUCGCCAAAAUCGGGCGGUUGCUGGGCCGGCCGGCGUAUGUGGCGGAGGCGAAGCGGCAGUGUUUGCUGCAUGUGCAGUAUCUGUUUGAUGCGCGGACGGGGUUGUUUUUCCAUGGGUGGCAGUUUGCCGCCGCCGCGGACGACGCCCAGGUGGGGCAUCAUUUCGCGGAGGCGCGCUGGGCCAGAGGGAAUAGCUGGAUUACGAUGGUUAUCCCCGAGAUCGUGGAGUUGCUGGAGCUCGAGGAAACGGAUCCGAUCCGCGUGCAUUUGCUGGGCGUGCUGGAGGCGCAGUGCGCUGCCCUCCGGCGAUUGCAGGCGGCGGACGGGUUCUGGCAUACGUUGCUGGAUCAUCCGGAUUCCUACGUCGAGGCUUCGGCGACGGCCGGGUUCGCCUACGGGAUGCUCAAGGCCGUGCGGAAGAGGUAUCUCGGCAACGAGUACCGCGCCGUGGCGGAGCGGGCGAUUCAGGCUGUGGUUGGGGCCGUGGAUGCGCAGGGCGAGCUCCAGAACACCAGCUUUGGCACGGGGAUGGGCGACAGUCUGCAGUUCUACAAGGAGAUCCCCCGCACGGCGAUGCCGUAUGGGCAGGCGAUGGCGAUCAUGGCGUUGGGGGAGUAUCUGCGGGGGAUUUCGUAUUAGAUUGGGAUGAGUAGAUGCGUGCGAAUAGUAUAGAUGUAUAGAUUCCACACCGGUCCUGCAGUUGACACCGGUCGUCCAUGGUAUCUCCGUAUCUCCGGCCCCGUUUCGAGUCAAGUAGGGCUACAGCUGACUCUUCAGCCACAACGUCUGCGAAUUACACCACCCGACCAACCCAUGCACCCCCCACUCCGUGCCCAUCCCACUCGCCUUGUGCCCGCCGAACGGCACGUGGGGCGCGACGUCGAAGUGCGAGUUCACCCACACCGAGCCGGCCUGCAGCUGGUCGACGAUGCGGCGCGCGCGCCCCAGAUCGCGGCUCCAGACCGAGGCGCUCAGCGC
Molecule: messenger RNA, 1485 nt
Organism: Aspergillus uvarum CBS 121591
Lineage: Eukaryota; Fungi; Ascomycota; Eurotiomycetes; Eurotiales; Aspergillaceae
Product: glycoside hydrolase family 88/105 protein
Exons: 1
Coding region: 19-1146 (375 amino acids)
Biological process (GO): carbohydrate metabolic process
Source: RefSeq, a predicted model, not a curated record